GCGGAUAUGGAGACGAUGCGUUUCUUCGAGGAGUUGAAGCGGGACAACCCCGACAUUGUGGAGACCUUCGUUGCCCAAGAGGCUUGGCCAGAGAUCUUGCCCUCUGCCCCGCGGGACGGCUGGGCGCAGUGCGAGGGAGAGCCUUGCAAGACUCUCGUGGUGCGCAUCGGCAACAAUAAGACCUUGACAGAGACUUCUCCGGAGGUCUUCUUCAGUGGCGCUCUUCACGGCGACGAGCGCAUCGGGCCGCUCACCGUGACCGAGCUUGCAGGCUUCUUGUGCCAGCAGUACCGGGAGGGCAACUCGGAGGUCCGCAGGCUCGUAGACUCACGCGGCACCUGGAUCAUGCCGAUGACCAAUGCCCACGGGUACGCCCACAGGUGCCCGGCGCCGGAGAGGGCCCCGCGAGGGCGCGCCAAUCCCAGCACCGCGGAGCUGUCAAAUGAGGACCUCAUCAAGCUGCUCAAGUCACGAGGGCUUCAAGCGGGCUCGGGGCUUGACACCAAGCUCACCGAAGUAUUCAAGAAAGCGGAGGAGCCUGGGCCAGCAGACCUCGGCUCCAAAGGGCUUCAGGUCCUGCUCCAGAGGCAGUCGCGGAAGCUCAAGCAUAUUGAAGGUUCCACCGAGAGAGUGCAGAAUGCCAAGGCCGCGCUCGAGAACGCGCAGCGCGUCUACGAGCAGGAGUGCCAGCAGCUCAAGGCCCACCAGGACACCCUCUCGGAGAUCGAAAAGAUCAUCAAGAAGGCCCAGGCCGCCACCGUCCUGCCAGAGCCGCCUGAGCAGGAUGGCGAGCCCGAUUCAAUCCAUGAGCUCCAGAUGCUUGAAGUGUGGGGGCUGGCUGUCAAGAAGUACACUUCACGCUUCGCCAUCGAUGCCACUGCGGUCCUGGAAGCCACGGAGGCGAAGAAGGCGGAGUUUUCAGCGAAGUUGCCGAAGGAUGCGUUCAGGCACCAGAGUGCCGUCAAGUGGGCUCAGCAGCGUGGAUUUCAAGCCUCUAUGCCCAAAGCAAACAGUACUGGGCCAGGCCCUACGGAGUCCAGUGCGGGGCGCGCUGUGCUCAGUCAGUUCCCAGCAGACAAGUUGGAUUUGAGUUGUGGAAAGGAGCUGCCGUCUUCCAGGAUCAGUGGCCGUGGCAUAUUGGGUUGGAGCACCCUCCUGACCUUCAGCAAGCCUGUCAAGUUUGGUUUCGGCAUGUGGAAGCCUAUCUUCUGGAGUUCCAUGACAUUCAAGGAUGGUGUGGGCAAUUAUAUGCUGGCAGAGCUGAUGGGCUACGAGUUCAGUAUGUGGAGCUGGGCCAAGCCCGGGAGGUGGCAGCACGCGCUCAGGAGUGCCCUAGUGAGGCUGCUCUCCGAUGGAGGGGACGAGCAUCCGGAAAAUUGCAUGCGGACGCAGACCGCUCGCGCGGUGAACGAGCUCUUCCGGAGGCAUCUGUUUCAUUUCAUGAUUACGUUUCACGGGGGCAUGCGAGCAUUGACAUACGAGUGGGGUUCGCGCAACCACCUUGCGAAGAGGCACGGCUCAACUGAGUCGCCCGACGACCAUGCGUUCACGACUGUGGGAAAGUCCAUACAGAGUGCAGCUGGUCGGGAGAAGAGUAGUUUUUUUUACCCACUCGGCAGGAUCAGCGAUUUAGUGUACCCAGUUGACGGUGGUAUGGAGGAUUGGUCCUACGGCGCUGGCUGGGAGCAAUCACCAAAUCCAAUCACUGUUUGCAGACCGAAAACUUAUGGUGGAUACGCCGAGUCUCGGACACGAUACAAGCCUGGGAGUAUCGCAACGCUGGUGUACCUGGCAGAGAUGGACGACGCAAAGACGCCAAGGGAAAACACCUUGGGACGUGCAGCACAGCUCUGGGAGAAUGAGGAUAAUGAUGGCCACGUGGCACGGAAUAUGCGCAUGUGCUUGAAGCUAAUCGAGCUCGCUAAAGCCGAGGUUAUCGUGCAACCACCCGCUUGGGGCCCUACACUGGCCCCCCAGAGCGACCUGGCCCUCGAGCUGCACGGCUUCGGCUGCCUCACGGUCAGCUCGGCAAGGCUGCUGCUGGUGCCCCGCGCCCUGGUGGCAGACUGCGCCGGGCUCGGUGCCCCGCGCGGCGGCGGCUGGGACGCUGCGGCCAGGCGGGAGAUGCUGGAGCAG
Prorocentrum cordatum is the source of this 2136-nucleotide messenger RNA. Lineage: Eukaryota; Dinophyceae; Prorocentrales; Prorocentraceae. The record is from the annotation of a GenBank genome assembly.